AUGACAGAGGUCACGGAGACUCGGCGCCCGCGGGGUGGGCUGGGGAUCCUGUGCGGCGGUGACAGCCCAGUCCACACGCACCCAUCCUGCGCCGAUCCGGCGGCGACCCCUACCAACCGCCGCCCCAGCACCGUGCGUCUCUUCCAGCCCCUGGCCCGCCCCGCCCUGCGUGGAAGGGGGACUGGCACAGGGCUUCUGGGGCCCAGCGGGCCCGGGGUGUCCCGUUUCUCCCGCCCCUCCCGUGGAUCCCGGGAGGAGGAGGCAGCGACGGCUGCGCGUCCCGACUGGCGAGGGCGCUCGCGCGCAGGAGCGGGACCCAGUGGUGCCGCGGUUACCUCCACCUCCGCGGGGGGAAAGGGGGCGGGCCGGGGCGCCGGGGAGAGGAGGAGGGGGAGGACGGCGAGGAGGGAGGCCGGCUCCCGGAGCCGGAGAGCGCGGCCGGCUCGAAGGCUGGGUCCCGAGCUCGCGGCUUCCGGGAGGCGCCCGAAGUCUGAUAAAUACGUCCCGGGUGCCGGGGAUCAGGCGGGUGCCUCGUUCCCGCAGCCCCGUCCGCACCUCGGUCCGCAGAGCGGCCGCGCGCACUCGAGCUGCUGCUCGGCGGCGGCGGCCCCGAGCCUCCUGUUGCUGGACUACGACGGGUCGGUGCUGCCCUUCCUUGGGGGCCUGGGCGGGAGCUACCAGAAGACCCUCGUGCUGCUCACCUGGAUCCCCGCGCUGUUCAUCGGCUUCAGCCAGUUCUCGGAUUCCUUCCUUCUGGACCAGCCCAACUUCUGGUGUCGUGGGGCCGGCAAAGGCGCCGAGGUGGCGGGGGCUACUGUCACCGGCCGGUGGGGUGACAUGAGCAAUUGGACCAGCCCCCCGACCACCCCCUUCUUCACUGCCGCCUGGGGGGCCGCGGGCAACCGGAGCAACAGCAGCGGUCCGGACGGAGGGGACACGCCGCCUCUCCCGUCGCCUCCGGACAAGGGGGACAACGCUUCUAACUGCGACUGCCACGCGUGGGACUAUGGCAUCCGCACCGGCCUUGUCCAGAACGUGGUCAGCAAGUGGGAUCUUGUGUGUGAUAAUGCCUGGAAGGUCCAUAUCGCUAAGUUCUCCUUACUGGUUGGAUUAAUCUUUGGCUACCUAAUAACUGGAUGCAUUGCUGACUGGGUUGGCCGGCGGCCUGUGCUGCUGUUUUCCAUCAUCUUCAUUCUGAUCUUUGGACUGACUGUAGCACUCUCAGUGAAUGUGACGAUGUUCAGCACACUCAGGUUCUUUGAAGGAUUUUGCUUGGCUGGAAUAAUUCUCACCUUGUACGCAUUACGGAUAGAGCUGUGCCCACCUGGAAAACGGUUCAUGAUCACAAUGGUGGCAAGCUUCGUGGCUAUGGCAGGCCAAUUCCUCAUGCCCGGGCUGGCUGCCCUGUGCCGGGACUGGCAAGUGCUGCAGGCCCUGAUCAUCUGCCCCUUCCUGCUCAUGCUGCUGUACUGGUCCACAUUUGCCACUUCCACAAUAGAACUGUGCACAAAGAUUGCAGCCUGGCCAGCUCCUUGCCCACGAGGCCAGCUUAGGUCCCCUCUGCACCUGCUGAGCCUGGCCAGUGAGCGCCACUGCCUCCUUCCUCAGCUGUCCUUUGGAAGCCACACUCUCCAGGUGCAGAGAGGCCAGGGCCGACUUCCAGGGCCACCUUUGCCUCUUGCCGUGGUGUCCCUAAGUAGAGAAUUGCUCCACAAGGAGCUGGGGCGCAGACUGGGCCCCAAAGACUGUGAGGCACUGCUGCUCACCAGCAGGUGGCCAGCCAGCUCCUGCAGGCCCCGGCCUUGUUUUAAAUUUCCCUGUUGGAUUGGCAUAUCAGCUCAGGACUUUGUCAAACUGCUGGCCUGGUUCAGAAAAGAAAGCUUUCUCUCCCCUGCUGGGGGCCAUGGAGUGCCUCCCAUCCAGAGACUUCUGUCCUGCCCAGGCUCACAGACUUCAUUUCUUGCAGAGCUGGAGAAGGAGCUUUCCCGAAGGCCCAAGAAAGUAUGCAUCGUGAAGGUGGUAGGAACCCGAAACCUGUGGAAGAACAUCGUGGUCCUGUGUGUAAACUCGCUGACAGGGUACGGCAUCCACCACUGCUUUGCAAGGAGCAUGAUGGGCCACGAGGUGAAGGUACCACUCCUAGAGAACUUCUAUGCCGACUACUACACCAUGGCCAGCAUCGCGCUGGCCUCCUGCCUGGCCAUGUGCGUGGUGGUCAGGUUCCUUGGGCGCAGGGGAGGGCUACUGCUCUUCAUGAUCCUCACUGCCCUGGCCUCGCUCCUGCAGCUCGGGCUCCUCAACCUGAUCGGAAAAUACAGCCAGCAUCCAGACUCAGGGAUGAGUGACAGCGUCAAGGACAAGUUCUCCAUUGCAUUUUCUAUCGUGGGCAUGUUUGCAUCCCACGCAGUGGGCAGCCUCAGCGUGUUCUUCUGUGCAGAGAUCACCCCCACAGUGAUAAGGUGUGGUGGGCUGGGGCUGGUGCUGGCCAGCGCAGGCUUUGGCAUGCUGACAGCACCCAUCAUCGAGCUGCACAACCAGAAAGGCUACUUCUUACACCACAUCAUCUUUGCCUGCUGUACACUCAUCUGCAUUAUCUGCAUCCUGCUGCUGCCGGAAAGCAGGGACCAGAACCUGCCUGAGAACAUCUUCAAUGGGGAGCACUACACGAGGCAGCCGCUGCUGCCCCACAAGAAGGGGGAGCAGCCGCUCCUGCUCACCAAUGCUGAGCUCAAGGACUACUCAGGCCUGCACGACACAGCUGCUACAGGUGAUGGGCUGCCUGAGGGUGCCACAGCCAAUGGCAUGAAGUCCAUGUAGCUGGCCAAGACCCGCUGCCGUCCUGCAAGUCCCCUGGGACUCCAAAGGCUGGAGGGAGUUUGGACACAGAUUUAGAGACCAGGGAGAAGAACCACGGCAAGAGGAAGAAAGUCCAACUCUGCUGCUGACACCAUCCAAUUGUGAGACUUUCAAGUGGUGUGGGGAAAUUCUAUCUUUCCAAAUGUCCAAGGAGUGGGAUUAAGGAAACAGACUCUGGAAAUAAUUCUUCAAGACUUUCUUUUCUGCCAUUGAAUGUUGGUAUUUAUUUUGGUCAUUUUUACAAGAAGCACUUUAUUCCCUUCCUUCUCAGUGAUCAUGAGAUGGAACAGCCUUCAGGAGUGAGGCAGGGUCACUGGGGAAGACCCCAGGAGUGACCAACACAGCAGCCAGCCUCCUCGCUGGGGGUCCUUACAGCUGCACACCCUCCAGCUGCACCACCAAUGCUCACUGGGCAGGCCUGGAGCCGCCACGCAGGCCACCCACCAUGGACAGUCGACACUCUUGGGGAACAUUCUGGGGACUACAUUUGAGACAGUGAAGUGUACACAGUUAGGGUUUUGCUAAUCUGUAUGUUAUAAAGUCCCUUUUUUCCCCCUUUUGGUUUGUAGGGUAGUUUCCAUCCAUGUUAGGGGAAACAGCUCUUGGAUAUUAUCAAAACCAGCUUAGCCCUCAUUCCUUCUGGAUCAUCCCUUGUACUUGAUGCUUUACCAGAAAUCUAAAAUGAUCAGCGAUAAUAUUCACCAGUUUUCUGACACCAGGUUUGCUUAGUUUUAAAAAAAAUAUGCAAGUAGCAAAUGUGUUGGGGUCUGAGACAUUCAUUGUUAUUAAAACUUCUUCCCAGAGUUGGCUCCAACAGAGAAAAUUCCCUCCUCCAAUCAGCUUUGUUGCCAGCACUACUUGAAAAUGUGGCUCCUGUGUGAACUAUAAUAACAGGAAAAUAAUUGAGAAAGAUGACUGAGACAAAUCCCAGGAGGAAGCCUGGCCCUCCCACAUGUGGCUGUCACCCACAUCUGGAACACAUACCACAGAGAGCACCAGCUCAGAUGGCUGGCAUUCUCCCGGGAUCCCAGAGCCACAGCACUGCAGGAGACCAUCCUCUCAUGUCUUCCUCAUCACUUCCACCUGUCACUCACUCAGCACAGAGGGGCCUAGGACAGGAGUGCAGAUUGUUCAAGUCCAGUCCACAUGGUCUCUAGCCUCUUGAAAGAAGCAAGAAGUGAGAAAGCAAUAACUCACCAAAGCUCAACUCCCAUGCUGCCCUCUCCCAGGGUUCUGAUUAUGUUCCUCAUUUUGCCCCAGGCAGUGGAACACCUGGGGCUGCUAAGAAACCAGCUUUCUCCACACAGACAGGCACUGCUUUGUAGCAACUCAGGCUCCUGCUUUUCUGGACAGGUUGGCUUACUAGAACCAUCAGUCUUGCCCCUCUGAUGCAUCUCUGCCAUGGACUGUGUUCAGCCAGGGAAAUCAGUCUUGGGCCUGUGUAGCCAAUUAGAUGACUUCAAAUGAGUUGCUAGAAUUCAAAGGGCCAGAAAGGGGUUGAGUUUCUCCCCAUCCAGCUCUCCACCUGGUCUGUUUCUUCCUGUUUCACCCACCUCUUCUCCACAUCUGGUACACACAUCAGCAGGAACCCGUGGCCUUGAUAAAGACCUUCUGGGGCCAGUAAUCAGACGUGCAGUCCUGUAUUUGCAGCAGCUGGGCCUUUGCCAACUCAUCAUCUGAUGCCUGUGGUCUGACAGUCUUGCUCCAGGACAGAUGACAGGGGAUGGAGGCUGUCUGGCCAGCCUUCCCCAAACCUGCUCCAAAUCCAGCUCUUCUUCACCCACCCUGGUCUUUUUUCUUAAGCCAUCUUGUUCUGUGUGUCCAUUCAGUCUGCAUUCACCUCUUACAAAGGCCUUUCUUUAGAUCUGUGCAAGCCUUUGCGUGCCAAACUUGUCAAAUACCUUUUACCUUUUUUUAGGGUACUUGCUACCAAGUCGUCUGGCAGCAAACCCAGCUAAAUAUAGGACAGAACAUAUACAGAAGUUGUGAGCAGUCUCACACUGGUCGUUCAGUGCUUUAUAAAGCAAUGUAUGGAAGCUACAGAAUGCUGCCGAAAUCACAAGAAUGUGAUGUCAAGGUAUAGCACUUCUAAACUUUUCCACCUCAAGUGACAAUGAAAAAAAAACAACAACAACAAAAACUGGGCCAGUGAAGACCACUGCUAAGCACUUCAGCAAUCAAGGCGAACCUAUCAGUGACUGUAAGCAGCUGGCUCUGGGACCUGGGGCAGGGCCCAGUCUAGCAAAUGUGCAGGAAGAUCUCAGCAGGCAGAACCCUGUGGGGGAAAGCUAGGGGUAAGUCUGAGCUCCUACAGCUUAAGGGUAGUUGAAGCUCUUGAGGAACACCUGUAUGAAAUAUAGUCAGAAAAAGAAUGCUUCCCUAUGGGAGCAUUGCAAAGCCCAUACCAAGGCAGAAAGGCAGGAGGGCACCCAGGCCGGAGACAGGAUAAACCUGCCUGGCCCCACAGGGAGAGCUGAGCCCCAGCUCCCUAGCACCAGCCUAUACUGAGCUUCUUGGUCCAAUGUCCCUCCUGGAUUUCUAGAAGAGACUCAUCUCAGGCACAUUCCCUUUCUGUUUUGCCCUCUCAUCCCCUGGGGAAAUGUGGGAAGGUACCCUGCUGCUCUCACCACCCAUCCCUACACCCUGCAAACCCUUUAAUAAGUUAUGCACAAAUGUGAACACCGGAGAUGGGGUUAUUUCUUAUUCUUUUCCAGAAGUCAGUAAUAACUCUUAUCAAAUACCGUAGUUAUUAGCACUCAAACAGAAAAAGGGGUUAAAUGUUUUCCAAGACUGUAAUCACUGGCAGCUGGAAGACACAGUAGUGAGUGGGUCUGACCACAGAACGGUAAGCAUCAAAUCAGACCUCAUAGGGGAAGGAUCCCACUCAAACAUGACCACUUCCCAGAGCCACAUGGGAGACCCCUGAACUGGAAGUGCCACUCAGUGCAUCUUAUGACUGUCACACUGCCCAGCCCUGGGGCCCUCAGGCUGGGGAGACCCACGAUUCAACUGUCUUGAAGACCACCACCUCACUGUAAUGUAUUGUGUGUGUGUUGGGAAAGCAGUACAGUGUGUCGUGUCAAAUAAGGAACGCUUCCCUACCUCUGUCCCUCUGCACCCCAACCUUGUGAGGUUUGACUCUAGGAACCAUGUUACCGUACAUGUCCACGGGGCUUCCUCCGGCGGUACUUGUUCAUAGCACAAGCUACACUGAGUUCUGAACUGUCAUUCACAGCUACCUGUCUGCAUGGUGUUGCCUCUGUUGUACCUUUGGGGAAAAUUCGUAUGUAAAUGUACAGAAAUAAAAAUGUUGCCCCAUUAACAGAUUUCCUCUGGAAUGUCUUCCCUACCUCACCUGAUGGUAUCCAGCGAAGGGCAUUUCACUACCAUUGAUGAAGAGUAAUAAAGUCCUCCAUGUUGAUUCAGAG
Molecule: messenger RNA, 6284 nt
Organism: Dipodomys ordii (Ord's kangaroo rat)
Lineage: Eukaryota; Metazoa; Chordata; Mammalia; Rodentia; Heteromyidae
Gene: Slc22a23
Product: solute carrier family 22, member 23
Exons: 12
Coding region: 1-2817 (938 amino acids)
Biological process (GO): transmembrane transport
Cellular component (GO): membrane
Molecular function (GO): transmembrane transporter activity
Source: RefSeq, a predicted model, not a curated record